This is a messenger RNA of Austrofundulus limnaeus, 5307 nucleotides long. Its product is annotated as RNA polymerase II elongation factor ELL. The record is from RefSeq and is a predicted model, not a curated record. Gene Ontology annotation, cellular component: transcription elongation factor complex. Gene Ontology annotation, molecular function: cis-regulatory region sequence-specific DNA binding. Gene Ontology annotation, biological process: transcription elongation by RNA polymerase II; positive regulation of transcription elongation by RNA polymerase II; snRNA transcription by RNA polymerase II. Lineage: Eukaryota; Metazoa; Chordata; Actinopteri; Cyprinodontiformes; Rivulidae.
GCGUGAGCUUGUGUUUGUGUGUUAGCCCCGCCCACCCGUCUUCUUCGUGACGUUGGAGCAGAAUGUCGCCGCUGGAGCUGGAGGACUUCAGUUGAARAAAUGGCAGCGCUGAAACAGGAGCACCGGUACGGACUCUCCUGCGGCACAAUAAACAAAAACAACCCAAAUCAGAGUCUUUAUCACGUCAAACUCACUGACACCGCCAUCCGGACCCUCGAAGCCUACCAGAACCUCAAGUAUGUAAAGAUCCCAGUGCCAAUCCCCGAGUCUCCAGAGGGAUUCAGAGUCUUCUCAUUUUACCUGUCCAGUGACAGCAAAGACAAGCCUCAGUCCAGCUUCGACUGCAUUCACCAGUACGUCUCAGGGGAGGGCAGGGAUCAACUGGAGAGCCAGGGCAGCAUUCAAGACAAGAUUAUCGUUUGUGCCACGGAUGAUUCCUACCAAACGACACGGGAGCGCAUGUCUCAGGUGGAGAAGGACAUCUGGAGCCGCACAGCGAUUGAGAUCAAACCAGGGCCAAGUAAAUGUGUAAAGGUCCAGAGGAAACCAGGCAUGGUGCUGAGCUCUGACAGCACCAACAAGCACUCCCCCAGCAACAAGAGGACCCUGCUCCCCAGCCCUGUUGCACAUCGAUCCUUAAAGGAUCGCAUCAUUCAUCUCCUGGCCCUAAAGCCCUACAGAAAACCAGAAGUGCUCCUGUGGCUGGAGAGGGAGCGGGCGAGCCCAAAGGACAAGGCUGAUCUGGCCUCGGUACUAGAUGAGGUUGGUAAACAGAAUCCUAAAGACCACAGCUAUUCUUUGAAGGAUGAACUCUACAGACACGUCCAGAGAGACUGGCCUGGAUAUCUAGAAGAGGAGAAGCAACUUAUCCACAGGCUGCUGAUGAGGAAACGUCAGCCGCUCCACAGUAGCCAGUUAAAGAGCCCGCAGUCCAACCAUUCAUUCCACAAAACACUUGGCGACUCUCCGUCACGACUCAGCCCGGCCAAGAACCUCUCAGUGAAACGCCCACUGACUUUAGAACCAUCCAACAUUCAGACCCCUAAAAAACAAAAGCUGUCCGGAGACCAUUUGCCCCUGCAGUCACCUUCCCGUCCAGACUGUGGCACCAACGGAGCCCGCAGCUCUUUCAGUCACAAAAACUCCUGUGCCGAGAUUAAAUCUGAUUUUGACAAAGCCAGCAGCCGUCUCCAGGGAAGCCCCGACGGUCUGUACUCGCCACACAAACUCAGCGCUUCAUCUGCUUUCUCCAAGCUAGAGAGGACAGAACCAAGUCCCACUUCUCCCAGUCCCAAGUCCCCGCUCAACGACGCCUCCAGAUGUGCCGAGCAGCAGCUCAGCAACGGCCAGCAUAAAAAGAAAAAGUCCAAAAAACACAAAGACAAGGAACGGGAUCGCUUAAAACCAGACUGGAUAGAGACUAGUCCAGAGCUGAAGCAGAACCAAGAAAACAUCAAAGCUACGGACCACGAUGGAGAGAAAACACCUGUUAACCGAACCUCCGCAGAGGAACUGCCUGACUAUUUAAUAAAAUACGGCGCCAUAACAUCAGUGGAACAGCGCCAACAGUACAACGACGACUUCUGUGCCGAAUACGACGAGUACAGAGCUCUGCACGACCGGAUCGGAGCCAUCACUGAGAUGUUUGUUCAGUUGGGUUCAAAGAUCAACACUCUCUCUCCGGGAACACAAGAGUACAAGCUCAUGGAGGAACAGAUACAACAGAAGUACAGAAAAUAUAAGAAAAAGUUUCCUGGGUAUCGAGAAGAGAAGAAGCGAUGCGAGUAUCUCCACACCAAACUGUCACAUAUCAAAGGCCUGAUCACAGACUAUGACCGAGCUCAGGGAUGUUCCUAGUAACUGCCCCUCCCCUCAAUAGGGACUUAACUGGACCAAAAGAAAGACUCUUUAAGUGGACCCAAGGACUGCCCAGCUGGAUUCAGAAGUUGCUGAAACACUAUUCACUUUACUCCUCAGAGUGUUAUGAAAUCAAGAAGCAAGGUUCUUUUUCUCUUUUUUUUUUCUUUUAGUGGGCUAAGACCACCAACUCGUGAUCAAAUGUUACCCUUUAAAUGGAUUUCAGAAGCCUUGAUAGCUGUAGCUGGAUUCUGUUCUGCUGUAAAAACGUGAUUCUUCCUGCCAAACUGCGUCGUUUUGAAACUAUAUCCUUUACUGCCUUUCAACUUCAGAGGUUUGGUUUUUUAGUAUUGAAGUGAUGGUACAAUCAAAUUUAGGGAUAUACUAAAGAUUUUGUAUUUAAAUACAAAAAGUGUUGUGUAUUUGCUUCUUGCAGAUAGAAAAAUAUAUUCACUUGCAUCAAAUGUUCAUUUCUUACACUAAGAUCACAUUUUGACUAAACUGUCAUUUAACUAAUCGAUUUUUCUKUCUGAUCCAAACAAAAAACAUUUUUCUGCAGAACUAAGACCUGAUCUGAUACAAAAUGUGCUCUAGAGUCCAUAGUUUUAAACUAGGGCUGCACAAUGCUAGGUAAGCAGGCGAUUAGAAUAUUACAGAGAAAUAUUUUAACAUUAAGAGAUUAAGCUGAGGAAUUCUGGAAAUAUUCCAAAUUGGAAACUUUUCAUUGGAAUUAUUUAUGGUUAUUUAUGGGAAUUACCUCCAAUUUUGUUUUUGUAUAUUAAGUAAACCAUAUCAAAAACAAAACAUAAACCUUUUAUUUUAGGCAGAUAAAAUCAUGGACAAAGUUGAUGAGAAAAAUAACCAGUGGUGGGCGUGGUUCCGCUAACAGCAGAACCGUUUGUUUAGCUUUGUCCAUCACUACUCAUUUAUUAACCUACUUUGCAUUUGAUGGCAUUAAUGCAUCACAAAUUGUUGGAAAACACCUUUUUUUUACUUUAUGCACACAAUUCUAAAUAUAACUAAAUAGUAUUUAAUAAUUAUUUUUGCCUUUGAUUUUAUCUGCAUCAAAACAAAUUGAAUUUCAGUAAACAGCAUUUCACAAUAAAAGUAUUUAUAACUUGGAAGAAAACGUUUUACGCUCUCAGGUUUAUCAGUUUUAGGAUGUGAUACAGAAAUCUGCAUUAUGCUACUGUGUAUUUUCACCCCAACUAUAUUUAAAAUCUUUUAAAAUUCCCAUAAAUUUUAAUUUCAAUGGAAAGUCCCGCUCCACAUUCUCCUCACUCCUCAGCAGUUCUUAUUGUGAUACAGUACUUAUAUUUAUCCUGCAGCCCUUUUUUUAGAGCUUCAAUCAAAAGGCAUAUCACAUCACUUAAUGCUGUUGUCCUUUUUCAUUUCUCAGAAAUGUUGCCACAAAUCGACCCUUCACAGAUCUUUAAAACUCUGGUUUUAGGACAGUGCUGUGCACAUUUCGCCACUUUCACCCACAUGUAGCCUACAGCACCAUGAGCUGCCUUUUUAUGUUUUCAUCUCUCAAGUCUUACAGGUUCAAUCAUUCCUUGUUUACAUGUAGAUAAAACGACAAUUUAUCCAACGUGCGUAAAGUUUAGAAAGCUCACAGUGUAUUUAUCUUGGUGACGAUCAGAGUCACUGCAGAUUUUAGUCCACUGAUAUUACUGUGGUUCAAGCCUUUAAUGUCGGGGUUUCACUUCACUGAACGGUUUCAUGUUAUUCAGCUGAAUGUGAAAGAAAUGCCUUCUGGGUUAGAGAGGCUUUUAAAUGAACGACAGGUAUGCGUGUUUAAUCACAGCCUGUCGUUUUAUUUCACUCGUUAGAAUAAGAAGUUUUAUUUCUGUUUUCUCUGAGCGUUUGUGUCGGUGUAAACGGAAGAAUGAAGGUGAAGUUUGCCUCGACGCGAAUCGUCUAUUUCUGUCGUCCCUAAAACGCUCCCGCUUUGUUGUCUCGUGAAGAUUUCAGUUACUGUUGUGUAAAAUCUGUCUUAUCUGUGUUUCUUAUUUUGUAUUUCAUUUUUAUUUCAGUUGUAGCUUCAGUUUUUUUUGUCUUAAUUUUAUCUGAUAAUCAAGAAUUGUACAGAAAUUUCACUGGUUUUAUCUGGCACCUCUAUCAAACUGCAGAAUCUUUGCACAACUCCAUCUUUAAAAAAAAGCCUCUUUAAUUCUGAUAAUUUCAAAGUACUCGGUUGGUUUUUAACCAGACCGUUUUCAUCCUCAGAGCUCUGGUGUGUUUGAAGGAUUUGAGUCGUGUUAUAUAAACUCGUCAAACAAAUAUUUAUUAGCACUGACCACUGGAGAAACAAAAGGUGUUUAAAGUCGUAAAAUUUGAUUAAAAGCUCUAUUCUUAAAGCUUUGGUGUGCCAAAAAUAAAAAGUCAGUUUUAAAUCUUAGAAUUAUUUUAUGUAAAAAAUAAAAUAAAAUAUUGAUUUUCAAAAUAAAAGUGUCCUUCAUGGAUAAACAUGAGAAAAUGGACUGUAAGAAUUAAUUUAAAUGUGGGUUUUGUUUUAUAUGUGAAAAGACAUGAAGACGGUUCACUUAAAUACUCUUAUUUAUUAGCAUUUUGCAUAGUUUAUCAUAUAAAACAAGAAAGUCCUGAAAUAUAUACUAAUCAACAUAAAUAUGACAAAACAUUUCCACCACAAAACACUGAAGAUAAAAGUAAUUAAUUUAACUUUGCAUUUAUUUUGAAACUAAUAUCAUUGGUGACACUUCCUGAGGGGGAAAAAAGUUAAAAUUAUCACAGUGUGAGAGAGAAACGUAUCGUUUGUGUAAAAUGUGCUUCUUGAGAAACUACACCUUUUAAGCAAACUGCAUUUAAGAUUUUUUUCUUUUAAUUGUUGCAGGAGCAAACUACUGACGGUGCCUUUUUCAUUCAGAAAGCAGUGAUUCAUCACAACCAUUAGCUUACUGAGAAUAAAGAUAAAUAAAAACAUACCAGCAGCAUUUACAMAUCUAUAGUUUAACACUGUCGCCACUUCCUGAAACUACUUUUGUCUGAAUAAAAUCUAAAAACAUUUAAUUAGAUCAGAACUCUGAUAAUUUAACAUGUAGAAUUAAGAGUUUUCUAAGACACWUGUUAAAUGUUUUUUUAGCAAUAGUCUGAAUUUAAUUUCAAACUCCAAGUAAAACUGCUUGAAACGCUUUGUUGGUUCUGAAAGAAACCACCAGAGGAAAUGUGAAAUCAAGCCCUUUGCCUCCAACUUAUUUCUGCCUUUUCUUUACGUAUUUAUUGAUUUUGUAUGUUUGUGCUUUUCUGCAUAGCGUUUCCUUCUCUUCGCAGUGAAAACUCAAGUAUUGUGAAAGGGAACCAUAACAUAUUGUAUUUUUGCAUAUUUCCRACGAUGGAUGAUGAUUCACUGCGCCGUCCUCCAGGAAACGCUUUCAAAAACAAAGUGUAUUAUUGUCUCUGAAAUCRAAAAUAAAGCUCUUGAUGAACUGA